Messenger RNA from Gamsiella multidivaricata, 1392 nucleotides. RefSeq names its product LITAF-like zinc ribbon domain-containing protein. The transcript is spliced from 2 exons. The record is from RefSeq and is a predicted model, not a curated record. Bases 346 to 1059 code for a protein of 237 amino acids. NCBI's taxonomy places the organism in Eukaryota, Fungi, Mortierellomycota, Mortierellomycetes, Mortierellales, Mortierellaceae. Gene Ontology annotation, molecular function: zinc ion binding.
ACUAGUUUUUUAUAUCGACACCGCUGUUACAGCCUCUAAUACAACCGCGACAACAAGCACUCCAGAGCUAAGCUCUGGUUCCGAUACUCUGAUUAUACUCGGAUGUUCACGAUGUUAAAGGAUUCAAUUUUCUUUGGGUAUGGUGGGGCUGCUGAGCAAAAUCAAAGAAAAAGAGGGAGGGGAUAGAGGAUCAUGUAGGCGCACAGGGCGUAUGACAAGUACAAAUGACACGAGAUCGCGUCCAAUGCUCCUCAUCGGAUGUUGAUCCAAUGAUUUCAACGACCUUGUUCUCUCAUUCGCCAUCCUGACUCACACCCACCACUGCGACCCAGUGUUUUCUUUGAUAUGAAUAACAAGAAAGUAAACUACAGUCGUCUGCCAGAAGAUGACGACGACGACGGCGUCAACAACGCCCAACCACCACCAUACACACCUUCAGAGGCUCCAUCUUCUCCCUACAUCACACCUGGGCCAGCAGCGCCCUUCGGCUCCCCCAAUGUACCCAGCUCUUCUUCCACGGAACUCUACCCCACGCUGCAGUAUAUGAAUCCGCAACCGUUCGUCCAGUCAGGUAUCUCUCCUUCUUCUGGCUAUCAAGCGCCGCCGCAUGGCCACUUGCAUCAGUAUCCCCAACAGCUGUAUCCUCAACAGCUGCAUCCUCAACAGCUGCAUCCUCAACAGCAGCAACUUAUGCCUCCACCACACACCAUAUACCACCCGCCAACGAAUUCACAGAUUACGAAUGUCGUGGGACCUCCCAUGAUUUUGAUGCGACCACCUGCGAGGAUCGAGGAGUUAAGGAAUAACCCCGGACUUGUGGUCUGCCAGCACUGUCGCCAUUUAGUGCAGACAGAGACUUUGCCCGAAAAUGGAUCGUGCACGUACCUGGGGGUCUUGAUCUUGCUGCUUGCAGGAGUCUCGUCAUGCGGAUGUUGUCUACUUCCGCUGUGUAUGACCUCGUGGAAGGAUAUCAUGCACUCGUGUCCGAACUGUCAGGAGGAUAUCGGGCUGUAUUCGCGGAGCAAGGGGAGGACCUAUCCGGUCAGGCGCCUAGACUGAACAAGGAAGGGGUCUCCAAAGGAUUCCUGGGCAUUUGCCAAGUAUACAGCUUAAAGUCAUGUCCACUCUAUCCAAUAGUUUGCUCCGCACUCAGAGAAAGAGGGUCGAGAUAUUGUUGUUACUUUCAGUCUUGUAAAAAGAUAAAUUUUUGCAAACGCAGAAUAUCCACUGAAGACACACGCAUGCAUGCUGCAGUUAUCGACAGCUGUUGAACACGGAUCUUACUAACGUUUUAUUUAAAGGUAGCAGAUUAGGACGCUUAUCUUGUCUCCAAAAACAAAAGUCCUUUGGCUUGAGUGCUGGUCAGCCAUUACGCUAUAUGCCGACACACGA